AUGUCUUCACCAUCAAAGAAUCAUCCUCCUUCAUCACACUAUAUUAAGUCAAAUAAACAUAUUACUUUUUCAUAUUUGUCAGAUUUAACUAGUUUCCAAAAAGGAACCUUGGGUGAUACCGAUACUUAUUUGGUUGGGAUUUUGCAUUUGAAUUAUAGUAAACCUCAACAAAUCAAAAAUAUCCAUUUGAACUUGAGAGGUGCCGAAAAAACUUCUUGGCAUAAAGCUCAAGCAAGGUCAAAGGCUUUAUAUAGCGGAGAACAAGUUUUGGUGGACCAAAACUUUAAAAUCUGGGAGUCUCACGAGGAUGAAACAAAUAUCACAAAGUUAGAUGUGCAAUUCAACAUCAAAUUGCCAUACAAUUUACCCGAAUCGAUUAUUACUGAAACAGGUUCGGUUAAUUAUGUCAUCAAGGCAACUAUUAACAGAAAAGGUAGCGUCAUGUAUUCUGCUACGCAAUCAGUCGAAAUCCACUGUCCUCUAAGACGCACUAUAAUGCUUGAUAAUAACAAUAAUACUCCUCACAAGCUAAGAGGGGAGUCUAGGUGCGGUCUGGAUUAUACAUUUGUUUUGCCUCCAAGUAAAAACUUAAAUCUUGGAAGUUAUGUCACGAUUCCUAUGAGAAUAAAAUUCUUAAAAGCCGGCGUCAGCGUAGAAAGAGUGGAGAUCAAUUUAAAGAGUUGCAUGGAUUUCAGGUGUAAUAAUCCCAACGAAACUCGUCACGUCAAGGAACAAGUUGCUUCUUUGCUUGUUCCACGUCAAGAAAUCAAAUACACUCAAUCUACAUCUCAAAAUUACGAAGGCGAAUGUUUGCAUACGAUCAAUCUAUUCAUACCACGAACUGUGCAACCGACCUAUUCUGGAAGGUUCAUCUCCAUAACACAUCAAUUGGUCAUUAAGUUUUGUUUAUGGGGUGCUGAUGAUGAUUUCCAAAUUGAAGAGGGUGUUAGGGUGGCAAAUAUUCUCGAGAAAACUGGUUAUACGGCUCCCGACUUAUCAGCUGAGCUUGUUAGCAGUAAUGGUAAUCAAAAUAAUCAAAACCAACAAUUAAUUAUUAACCGAUCGCUUACAUCAUCACCAUCAAUACCACCAUCAAUGGCUAGUAAUAAUAAUUUACCAAAUCAUAAUAAUAACCACAACAACGAUCAACCUCAAUUGCAUCAUUCGUCUUCGUAUAACAGUAUUGACAACUCAUCACCCUCCGUUUCUUCAUACCCAACACCUGGAUAUUACGACCACGAUGAUAUUAGUAUAAUAGAUUAUCGUGAUUUCAAUGCUAUCGAUGAUUAUAACUAUCUUAAUCAUUUUCCUCCACCUCAUCAGAUGCACCAUAUGCAUCAUCCUAUGAACACACCUCCCCACUAUUUAAAUUAUAAUAACCUUCAGCAACAACAAUUUCCACCACCACAGCACGAAAUAGACCCUGAUUUACAUCAAGAAAGAAAACUUUCUGCAAAAGCUUUAGAAUAUCAACAACAAUUAUUAUUACAACAACAACAGCCUCAUUAUAAUCAAUAUUCUCAUUUUCAACAUUUACAACCAACCUCACUUCCUUCUUAUGAUGAUGGGUAUGAUGAAAAAUUUUUCUUAAAAAAGUUAGAUGAUUUUUUCUUUUACAAUCACCUAAAUAGUAGUAAUAAUAGUAGUAAUAGUGUUAAUGAAAACAAUUAUUAUCCUAAUGAAAAAAAAAAUUACCCUAAUGAAAAAAAUAAUUAUUAUUAUAAUAAUGAAAAAAAAAUUAAUAAUAAUUAUAAAAACGAAAAAAAUUUUAAUAAUAAUGAAAGAUUCAAUGAUUAUUAUAGAAAGCAAUAUGAAUUAGCUUUUCAACAUAGAUAUAUUAAUAAUCAAUUUCCUAUUACUAUGCCCAAUUAUUAUAAUAAUAGAUCCCUCAAUAACAACAACAACAAUAAUUUAAAUAAUAUUGCAUCAUCUACAACUUCUACUUUGACAGCACAAUCAUCGUCUGCAACUCUUUCAACUCCACCUGCUGCUACCAACGACUCUACCAGCAAUUUGAAUAACAAUACCUCUUCCUCUGUCACUCCUUCUUCAAACAAUAGUGCUUCUGACAUAAAUAAACUAAAAUCAUCACCAACAAUGAAUACGAUACCUCCACCAAAUCCCUCUGUCUACAACAAAGAAGGAAUGGCGCCACCAUCCCCAUCCUUAUCCGCGACUAAAUUGCCACCUUACGAAAAAUCAAAUUCAUUGGCUUCAACUACCCCACCUCCAGAGGCACUUAUCUCACCUCCACCUUAUCGUGGACUUCAUCCAUCUCAUAUUCCUCAUCAUUUUCAAAGUAACUUUGUUGAUCCUUACAACUAUAAUUAUGAAGAAAAAUUAUAG
Molecule: messenger RNA, 2346 nt
Organism: Entrophospora candida
Lineage: Eukaryota; Fungi; Glomeromycota; Glomeromycetes; Entrophosporales; Entrophosporaceae
Source: the annotation of a GenBank genome assembly